Molecule: messenger RNA, 1251 nt
Organism: Nicrophorus vespilloides
Lineage: Eukaryota; Metazoa; Arthropoda; Insecta; Coleoptera; Silphidae
Gene: IFT52
Product: intraflagellar transport protein 52 homolog
Exons: 7
Coding region: 1-1251 (416 amino acids)
Biological process (GO): intraciliary transport; cilium assembly
Cellular component (GO): cilium; intraciliary transport particle B; centriole
Source: RefSeq, a predicted model, not a curated record
AUGUCUAAUUCGGUGGAUGGAAAACGGACGAUUGUUUUCAACUCAUCCAAGAAUGAACUAUUCAAACUACACGAGAAUUACAAAUCUUUUCAAAGGAAGCUGAAAAUAUAUUGGAAAAUCGUAGUGAAUAAGGAAGCUAUUAACGUGGAUAUUCUGAAGAACUGUUCUCUGCUAAUACUGCCAGGAUCGCAAGCUCAAUUUGGCGAAGAUGAAAUUACUGCUAUGAAGAAUUUCUUGAACCAAGGUGGUCGUAUGCUUGUGCUCUUAGCCGAGGGCAAUCCAGAAGACACCUGUAACAUAAAUAUUUUGCUUGAAGAAGUUGGGAUUACACCUAAUAUAGAUACUUUGAUCAGGACACACUACUAUAAAUAUUUCCACCCGAAGGAGUGCUACAUAUCCGACGGCAUCACUAAUGCGACCAUAAAUCCAGAAAAACUGGAUUUGCGUUUAGUUUAUCCGUAUGGAUGCACGAUGAACGUUAGCAAACCGAGCUCGGUGGCUUUCAGCAGCGGAUCAGCAACUUUCCCGGUUGAUAGGCCUCUGGGGGCUCUGCAUUAUAAUCAGGACAGCGGUGGAAGAAUAAUAGCGGUGGGAUCGGGUUACAUGUUCAGUGAUAAAUACAUUGAUCAGGAGAAUAACGAUAAGUUUCGAGAGAUGCUGUUCGAAUUCUUGACCGGAAAGAAGGAUCUGAAGAUCGCGCCUUGCGAUCACGAUGAUUUAGAUACAUGGGAUUAUCACAUCGUUCCCAAUACUUCUGAAUUAGCGGAGAGGCCCAAAUUGUGUUUAACUGAUGCCAUCACCCACAAUGUUUCCGUUGACUACAACAAAUUGUUCGACCAUAAAACAUACUCAAUGAAUACUAGUUCGGUUCCAGAAGCGUUAAAACUCUACGAUAAAUUGGGCGUGAAGCAUCUACCCUUAAAGGUGAUAAGUCCGAAUUUCGAGGCGCCUCUGCCUCCCCUUCAAGCAGCCGUAUUUCCGCCGUCGUUCAGGGAGCUUCCGCCGCCUCCGCUCGAGCUUUACGAUCUAGACGAGGCCUUCAGCUCGGUAUUCUCGAAGCUCGCCCAAUUCACCAACAAAUAUUUAAUGUCCGGGGGUGGCAACGGUCCCGCCGACAAGGAGCUGGAGUUCUACGUGACCGAAUGCGCCAAACUCGUCCGACUCGACGUCGAGCACACCGAUCCCAAACAGAUCCUGUACACCUUGGGCGUCCAAUGUGCCCAGUUCAAAAGCAUAGACACGAUCAAAUAA